AUGAGUAGAAGGAACUUUACCGGUGUGGCUGACUUCAUCCUCACGGGGCUGACGGACUCAGAAGAGGUGAAGCUGGUCCUCUCCGUGCUCUUCCUCCUGAUUUACCUGAUCACGGUGCUGGGGAACAUGGUGAUGAUAUUGACCAUCCGCCUGGAUCCCCAGCUCCACACCCCCAUGUACUUUUUCCUCACUCACCUGUCAUUUCUCGACCUCAGCUACUCGAGUGUCUUCUCCCCUAAAACCUUACAGAACUUACUGACUUCCACCAAGAGCAUCUCCUUCCUGGGCUGCUUCACCCAGAUGUUCUUCUUUAUAGUCUUUGGUUCUGCCGAAUGUUUCAUUCUCUCCUCCAUGGCCUAUGAUCGCUAUGUAGCUAUCUGCCGACCCCUAUACUAUCCAGUCAUUAUGUCCACAAGGCUGUGCUGUGCCCUGGUUGCUGGCUCCUAUGCUAUUAGCUUUGUUGAAUCCACUGUGGGUACGAUUUUCACAAGCAGACUGCAGUUCUGCAACUCUCAUGUUAUCCAGCACUUUUUCUGUGACCCAAUGCCUAUUUUAUCCCUGUCCUGCAGUGACACUUCUGAGGUUGAAGUCAUUAUAUUCAUAUUUGCUGGCUCCAAUUUAGUGCUGUCCCUCAUCACAAUAUCUGGGUCCUAUCUGUCCAUCCUCUCCACUAUCCUCAAAAUCAAUUCCACUGCAGGAAAGAAGAAAGCCUUCUCCACCUGUGCCUCCCACCUCCUCGGAGUCACCAUCUUCUACAGCACUAUGAUGUUUACUUACCUAAAGCCGAAGACGUCCUACUCCUUGGGCAGGGAUCAGGUGGCUUCUGUGUUUUACACGAUUGUGAUCCCCAUGCUGAACCCUCUCAUUUACAGUCUCAGAAACAAAGAGGUGAAGAGCGCUGCCCUGAGAGUCCUGUGGAAGAGAGUGGGCUGCAGGCAGCUAAAAUAA
Molecule: messenger RNA, 948 nt
Organism: Fukomys damarensis (Damara mole-rat)
Lineage: Eukaryota; Metazoa; Chordata; Mammalia; Rodentia; Bathyergidae
Product: olfactory receptor 8H1
Exons: 1
Coding region: 1-948 (315 amino acids)
Biological process (GO): G protein-coupled receptor signaling pathway; sensory perception of smell
Cellular component (GO): membrane
Molecular function (GO): G protein-coupled receptor activity; odorant binding; olfactory receptor activity
Source: RefSeq, a predicted model, not a curated record